CAGUUGGGAUCCCUCGGCGGGAGACGGAGCGGCCCACCUGCUUCCGGCUCCCGGAGGGCCACACUCUGACCAUUCCGGGGAGCUGGCUUUUCCACCCGGAGCCCUCCCAAGAGGGAAGAGAAAUAAGGACGAGCGACUCUUCCCCGCCGCCUCGGCGCAGACGGCCUCCUCGCCUCGGCCUCCCCAGCGGGGCCGGCUCUGGAGGCCAUGUACCUCCCUUUGACUCAGAAGUGGCUCAAGAGGAAGGUCAAGGCCCUCUUCCUCCUGCUCAUCUCCGUGGCCUUCCUGCUCCACCUGGGCCUGAAUCUGGCCCUGCCCGCCAACCCUCACACCUGCUCCUGCCGCAGGCAGGGGGAAGCCGGAGCCGGGCUCCCCGCACCCCACGGUCCCAAGCCCGGGAGCCGUCGGGAGCUGCAGGACUUCAGCAGCAGCAAAGAUUCCUUGGAGCAGGGCUCCCGUUUACAGGCUACGGGACCCGCGGGGAGGGAGACCACCGAGGGGGCGGUGGGGAAGGGGCUGGCCCAGGCUGGGAAGAGGUCAAAGCUGGCCGCCCUCUUCGCUCACCCCCUGUACAACCCACCGCCCCGGGUGCUCGGAGAAGAGGACCGGCUGUUCACCGUCAACACUCGGGAGAAAUUCAUCCUGAAGGGCACCGGUAGUUCGGAAUGGGUCAGCGAUGAUGGAGACCAGAAGGCGGCCGCGACCGGGGACGCGGCCUAUGCCACCUACCCAACCUGGCUGCGCUUCCACAUUGGCAUCAACCGCUACGAGCUGUACCCCCGCCACGACACGCUGGGUCCCAUCCUCCUGCAAGAGCUGGCCACGCACAACAUCGUCGGCGCAGUCCAGAAGUCCGGGGGGACCCAGCUGAAGCUCAUCAUGACCUUCCCGAACUACGGACAAGCUCUCUUCAAGCCUAUGAAGCAGACCCGAGACCAGGAGACCCCCGCAGAUUUCUUCUACUUCUCUGACUUUGAGCGACACAAUUCGGAAAUCGCAGCUUUUCACCUGGACAGGAUCCUGGACUUCCGCAGAAUCCCCCCUGCAGCCGGCCGCAUAGUGAACAUCACCAAGGAGGUCCGGGACAUCACCACUGACAGGAAGCUGAGGAAAACCUUCUUCAUUUCCCCAGCGGGCAACGUGUGCUUCUUCGGCGUGUGCUCGUACUACUGUUCCACGGAGCACGCCCUGUGCGGGAAGCCUGACCUGCUGGAGGGCUCCCUGGCCGCCUUCCUGCCCAACCCCACUCUGGCCAAACGCCACAGUUGGCGCAGCCCCUGGAGACGCUCCUACAGCAAGAGCAAGAAAGCAGUGUGGGAAGGGAACCCAGAUUACUGUACCCGUGUGAGGCAAACGCCGCCCUAUGACAAGGGUUCCCACCUGCUAAACCUCAUCGACAUGACCAUCCUGGACUUCCUCAUGGGGAACCUGGACCGACAUCACUAUGAAACCUUCGAGAAGUUUGGCAACGAGACCUUCCUGCUUCACCUGGACAAUGGACGGGGGUUUGGCCGCCACUCUCACGAUGAGUUCUCCAUCCUGGCUCCGCUGGAACAGUGCUGCAGGAUGAAGAAGUCGACCUUUGCGCGCCUCCAGCUCCUGGCCACGGAGCCCUACCGCCUGAGCGACGUCAUGCGUGAGUCCCUGGCCUCCGACCGGCUGAGCCCACUGCUGACCGAGCCCCACCUGGCCGCCCUGGACCGACGGCUGCGGGCCGUGCUGGCCCUGGUGGAGCGCUGCGUGGCCCGGGUGGGGCCCGACGCGGUCCUGGCCGACGACCCGAGCGGGCUGAGCUGAGGACCCCCCAGGUUCUCCCCUCCCACUGCCUCUGUCCCCGACAAGCCCUUGGCUCCAGGGCCCCUGGUGGGAUGGGCGCAGGAGGAGAUGCUCCAUCUCCUCCUUCCUGAGCAUCCAGGAAGCCUGCCCUUGAGACUUUCUGGGGGUGAUGAUAAUGAUGAGGAUGAUGAUGCUUAUGGUAUUUGCUAAAUUUUUACCGUGUGCCAAGCAGGGUGGCCUA
Molecule: messenger RNA, 2017 nt
Organism: Tachyglossus aculeatus (Australian echidna)
Lineage: Eukaryota; Metazoa; Chordata; Mammalia; Monotremata; Tachyglossidae
Product: extracellular serine/threonine protein kinase FAM20C-like
Exons: 10
Coding region: 208-1797 (529 amino acids)
Biological process (GO): protein phosphorylation
Cellular component (GO): Golgi apparatus
Molecular function (GO): phosphotransferase activity, alcohol group as acceptor
Source: RefSeq, a predicted model, not a curated record